Molecule: messenger RNA, 1069 nt
Organism: Trichomycterus rosablanca
Lineage: Eukaryota; Metazoa; Chordata; Actinopteri; Siluriformes; Trichomycteridae
Gene: mibp2
Product: muscle-specific beta 1 integrin binding protein 2
Exons: 8
Coding region: 208-840 (210 amino acids)
Cellular component (GO): cytoplasm
Molecular function (GO): ribosylnicotinamide kinase activity
Source: RefSeq, a predicted model, not a curated record
UCUCUCUCUCUCGGCCGAAGCUCGCGCCGUUACCAUCAUGGAGGAUCUGAGAAGCUGACCAUUAUUUCUUUAUUUUUAUUAAUCAUCUAAAGUCCGUUCUUUCUUACUGAACGGUAAUUACAUCUCCAUAACAUCCACAUCACCUUCACAUCAGCAUUACUGACAUCAAUCUGCUGUUAUUAUUUACUACCUCAUCACAUCGGAAACAUGAAGUUCAUCAUCGGAAUCGGAGGGGUGACUAACGGGGGUAAAACCACCCUGACUGACAAACUGCGGAGUGUUCUACCCAACUGCUGCGUGGUUCAUCAGGAUGAUUUCUUUAAGCCCCAGGAUGAGAUCGAGGUUGGUGAUGAUGGAUUUAAGCAGUAUGAUGUGAUUACAGCUCUGGAUAUAAAUGCUAUGAUGAGCACCAUCUACGGGUGGUUGGAGAACCCGGUGAAGUUCGAGCGCUCUCAUGGUGUGAACAACACCUCAGACCCUGAGAUCCUGCCCCACACCGGAGACACUGAGGGGGUACACAUCCUAAUCAUAGAGGGGUUCCUGCUCUACACCUAUCGUCCUCUGAUUGAUGUUUGUGAUCAGCGCUUCUUCAUUUCCAUCCCGUAUGAAGAGUGUAAGAGGAGGAGACGCUCUAGAAACUACGCUACGCCUGACCCCCCCGGUCUGUUUGAUGGUCAUGUUUGGCCCAUGUAUGUCAAGCACAAGAAGAUGAUGGAGGACAUGGGAGUGGAUGUUGUGCAGUUGGAUGGUACUCUGUCGAAGGAGCAGCUGUAUAACGGAGUGUACAGUGACAUCAUCAAUAACAUCCAGUGCCAGCAAAGGUGUGUUGAUAAGCUGUAAGCCGCUGCAGCAGAAGGAGAAAGAUGACGACGGUGAUGAUGAUGAUGAUGAUCAGUAGCAGCAGUGUGUGGGAUCAGAUUAACUCUGUGACGACUGUUACCUGCUUAAGCAGCUUUUAUAUAAAAUAAUAUCCUCCAUAUUUAUUUGCUGUUAUAAUAAAUGUACUGAGAGCUUCUGUUAAACGCUCCGAGUGAAAUGAUCACUCCAUAAUAAACACCCCAGUUCAGCA